AUUUAGAACGAUUGGACGUGUAGUUUCCGUUGCUCCGUGCCGCUGCUUUUCUGAAGAAAUUGUUUUCUGGUGGAUUGUGAAGAGGAUUCCAAGUUUGGGGAGGACAGAUUGCGCUCCUCACGCGGUGGUGUUUGAAUUUUUUCCACAGACUAGACCAGGGUGGUGCUAGUCUAGUUGGCUGACUGCCGGAAGGGGUGGUCCAGCUAUCACUGACAAAGUGUUCCAAACCGUCUCGAAAAAAAAAAUUUUAACUAAUUUUUUGAACCUAGUUCUGAAGAGUUUUAAAAGAGUGAUUUCCAGACGAUUGUGUCUUGGUUUCGAACCCAGAAGGCUUCCGGCUUCUACUCCAACCGAAAUCAGGUUAAAUACCUUCCUGUCCAGUGCUCCGCUAAUAAUUACCUCAAAAGUGUUUAUAUUUCCGCGCGUUUUAUUUUUUUUUUCCUUUGCGACUUUCUAUUGCGAAAUUAAUCUUGACGGUCGGCGAAUUGUGUGAAUGAUCGCAGACCGGCAAGCGAUCGAGUGACGGACGGCGUCGAGUGAGUGAGUUGAUAAAUGCAGCAACAACGUUCCACGUUCCGCAACAUCGAGAGCGAAAUUCGCAAAAAGGCGGCACGAUCUCUAAAAGCGGCAGAACUUUGAAGGAAUUCGCGUGAUGUUUUUGCUGUUGUGAAUUGAACUGUGGCAAAGCGACGAGGAAGCGAAGGCGUUGUGAUAUUCACAUACCGUGAAACUUGAAGAUCCCACGACCAAACCGACUAACCAUCGAACUCGAGAGAUUUGCGAAGGCACGCGUUGAGUGCUCCUACAUUUGGGCGACCAAAGCCGGGGCGAUUACCAGCUGCUCCAGUGUAUCUUUUAGUGUAGUGAACAAGAAACAGAUAUACGUGUGUAAAAACAGAUCCAUUCUUUUGGGGCUCCUCUCUGGCCGGUUGUUGUCGCAUCGCAAUCGAAAAGCGAAACGAGAUGACGACUCCGGGGCCGCGUGUUGGAGCAUCUAGUGGCUGUUCAGGGCUCUUGGCCGGGAUUAUAGCGUCCGUAGUGGCCGCUUGUGUCGGCUCCAUUCCAUUCCUGAGGAAUGCAAAACAUGUUUCUAGGUUCGCAACUGUUCCAGGUCUUCUGCUGCUCUUGCCGCUUCUGCUUCCUAUGCACCCGGUCUCAGCGAAUUGGUGGCAGCUCGGUACCUACUUACCCCCAUCUAUUGGAUUUCUAGACACAAAUGGCAAUUCAAAGUCACACAAUGAUGUUUGCCAAAGUUUUCGGGAGCUAACAAAUGACCAACGAAGGAUAUGUUCGCGGAGCCAGAAAAUACUUACGGCCAUUUCGCAGGGAGCUCGAAUAGGAUUGGAGGAAUGUCAGCACCAGUUCAAAAACAGUCGAUGGAACUGUACGGCUCCGCCGAAUACACCCUCACUCUACGGCAACGUAAUGAGCAUAAAAAGCCGAGAGACUGCCUACAUCCAUGCUAUCAAUUCAGCAGCGUUGGCCUGGUCGAUUACGAGAGCCUGUUCGCGAGGGGAGUUGGACGACUGUGCCUGCGAUAGUAACAUACGGAAGAAGCCGCGAAAGUGGCAAUGGGGUGGCUGCUCAGAGGACAUCAACUACGGCGUUGGGUUUUCUCGAAGAUUCACCGAUGCCCAGGAGAGCAACUCGUCGGCUGCCGGUCUAAUGAAUUUACACAAUAACGAGGCAGGUCGAAGGGCAUUAAGAGCAAGGAUGCAGCGUGUAUGUAAGUGCCACGGAAUGUCAGGAUCAUGUUCAUUGCGAGUGUGCUGGCGUCGUUUACCCCCCAUGCGAGUGGUCAGCGAAGCGUUAGGAUCACUUUAUGAUGGAGCAUCUCAUGUGAAAUUAGUUCAGAGGGACGGACGUCCAGCGAAAUUGAGACGAAGAGAUCCGGAUCAUAAAAAACUAAUAAAAUCUGAUUUAGUUUAUUUGGAAGAUUCACCAGAUUAUUGUGAAGUGAAUACAGAAUUGGGGAUUCUUGGUACACGCGGACGAAUAUGCAACAGGACAUCGCACGGAAUUGAUGGCUGCCGUCUGUUAUGUUGUGGGCGGGGCUAUCAAACGCGCAUACGACAAGUCGAGGAGAAGUGUAAUUGCCAAUUUGUAUGGUGCUGUCGAGUUAAGUGCCAGAUGUGCAGUCACACGAGAGAGGAGCAUUUGUGCAACUAAUUAAUUAGCGUAUUUAUUAAAUUUUAUAUUGAAUCUUCUACCCUGACGACCCCCUCCCCGCGUUCCCGACUCCCCUUAAUUUUAAUUCGAAUCUUUGAAGAGGAAAUGAUGAAACUGAAGAAUGAUUGUCGUUUUAUAUAAAGAUAUAAUUAGAUAAGCGUAAGUAAAUGUGUUAUUUAUUUUAUAAUUAAAUUUUUAGAGAACUGCAGAAACAGAAGGAUUCUUUCUUUGUUGUCCUCCAUAUCUCAUUGUGUCAAAGGAUAAUGGUCUACACACACAUGCUCUCUUUGUUUGUUUUUUUUUAUUGGAAACCAUAUUUCAUGCGAAUUGUCCUUUGUAUUACCUAGAAAUCACGUAAAGACGCCAUAGACAAACAUGGAAUUAUCAAAUCGUCCAACAUCUGUAACCAAAAAGUAUAAAAACAAUAUUUAUUUAUUUUUACGUAGAUGACUGAAAAUAAUUUAUUUGAUCAAUUGUAGAUUUUUCUUAUUUUAAUUAAAACGUUACUUUAUUAUUUAACGUUCAUUCCAGUCAAUAUUGUCAGCCUGAAGAAUGCGAUUUUUUAUAAAUAUUAAAUAAUAAAAGGUUAAUUAAAAAAAUGGAAUUUCACACAGAUAAGAAGUAUUAAGUUGUAAAUAGGACGAAGUGGAGAAAUUGCUUAACUUAUUCUUAGACUGUUUAAGAUAAAUGUCUCUAAUUGUGUGUACGUGUAAAGCAUCUUCUUAAGUUAUACAACUUAGAAUUGUUACUCUUUAAUUUUUACUCUAGACAGUUUUUUAAGGCUACUAAAGUAUUUAAUGUACAACACGAUCUAACUGUAAGGAGUACGUUUAAGUUCAAAUUUCUAUCCUUAUUGCCUAAUUAAAACUCAAUUUUAAUAUAAAAAGUACUGCAUCUGUAAUAUACAUAAUUAAUUUUAGAUGAACCAUGAAUAAGGAGCGCCCCGAAGUUUCUCGAUGGCACUUCCACCGCAGAAUCUAAAAUCUAAAAGAUAAAUCUUUCAUUACAAUAGAUUUCUCCCUACAAGUUCUUGCCAUGAUAAUGUUUCCUUUAAACGACUGAUUUUAUUAUUGUAAUUGAACAUUAUAUAGCAAAACCCCCAGAACCCCUUGAAUAAGCUCAAAAUCUCUUCACGUCACUGUGGUAGUCUUGCCAAUGAUUUACUCGAAUCACAAAAUAAAUGGAGAAAAUUUGAAGAAAUUGUCAAUUUCAUCGAGUGUAGUCGCAAAAUAAUAAGAAAAAAAAAAACUAGAAUCACAAUUGGAAUGGAAUAUUCAAAAGUGAAAUAGAAAUGCAUAUAAAAUCUCAUCAGUACUUAAGUAGGAGAAAGUAACAGAAGUAAAAGAUAAAGAUAAUUCGUUGAUGUAAUUACAACUCAGUGUUUAGUAGUAAAACAGAAACAAAGUUCUUUGUUUUAAUUAUGAAAAACAAUUCUUCUGUCGAGAUAACAAUUUUCUUAAAAAGUAAAAAUUAAACACAAAAAACGAAUAAAAACUAUUUUAUGUAAAUG
This is a messenger RNA of Hermetia illucens (black soldier fly), 3679 nucleotides long. RefSeq names its product protein Wnt-1-like. Gene Ontology annotation, cellular component: extracellular region. Bases 964 to 2169 code for a protein of 401 amino acids. The record is from RefSeq and is a predicted model, not a curated record. Gene Ontology annotation, biological process: canonical Wnt signaling pathway; cell fate commitment; multicellular organism development. Gene Ontology annotation, molecular function: frizzled binding; cytokine activity. NCBI's taxonomy places the organism in Eukaryota, Metazoa, Arthropoda, Insecta, Diptera, Stratiomyidae. The transcript has 8 exons.